AACACACACCCAUCCCUAUAAAUAUAUCGUGGUGAAUGUUUACGUGUUAUAUUAUUCUCCCGCGUAAAAUAUUAAGUGUUUUUUUUCUAUUAAAAAUACAAAAAAAAUAGUGUUGUGAAUAGAAAAUUAUAUUGCCUGCAUUCGAACAAUAAUAAUGGCAACCACAGAAGUGUUAUUUUCAUGUAAAAAACCAGCAAAAAUCAUAAAAUGGAAAGUAUCACCUGGAACAAUGGUUGCUCCAGGAAAAGUGUUACUUUUAUAUAAAACAUUGUCAACAAAUAAUGAUGACAGUACAAAUAUUGAGGAAAAGCUUCGUUCCAAAAAUGAGCGUGGUCUUGUCACAAAAUUUUUGGCAAAAUCAAAUGAAAUUAUACAGCCAGGGCAAGGAAUACUUUUGCUUGAGUCAUGUAAACAUAAUACAGUAAUGAAGGAUCUUUGUGCUGAUUGUGGUAUUGAUUUAAGAGAAGGAGAUGGUGUUGUUGAAUGUCAAGCGAGUAUAUCAAUGGUACAUAGUAUUCCUGAAUUGAAAGUAUGUCCCGAAUUGGCGCAACAAAUUGGAAAAGAAGAUGAACAAAGAUUACUUCGUGAUAAUAAAUUAGUUCUUUUAGUUGAUCUUGAUCAAACUAUUAUACACACCACUAACGAUGAUGUUGAUCCAAAUAUAAAGGAUGUUUUUCAUUACAAACUUCCCAGCCAAAGAUCACAAUGGUAUCAUACACGCUUAAGGCCUCAUACUCGGCAUUUUCUUUCUGAAAUGAGUAAACUUUAUGAAUUACAUAUUUGUACAUUUGGUGUUCGAGAAUAUGCUCAUACAAUUGCUGCUUUAUUAGACAAUGGCGGUGAACUUUUUUCCGAUAGGAUACUCUCCAGAAAUGAGUGUUUCGAUCCUGGAUCUAAAUAUCCUAAUCUCAAGGCAUUAUUUCCCUGUGGUGAUGAGAUGGUGUGCAUAAUAGACGAUAGAGAAGAUGUUUGGCAAGGAUGCAGAAAUUUGGUACAAGUUAAGCCGUAUUACUUUUUUCAACAUUCGGCUAAUAUACAUGCGCCACCCGGUAUGAAUAAAGUGAUUGAUCCAAGAAAAUUGGAAUCAUAUGAAUGUGAAGAAAAUGAAGAUGACAAAAAUGGUGUGACGGAAGAAAUGUAUCGAGAAGACGAUGAAGAUAAUAUUAAAUCUGCAACAUCAAAUGUUGCUACUGACCAAGAUGUGAUAAUGGAAAUCGAUAAUAUUCCUGAGGAACAACACAGUGAAAUUAAUAAUGAAAAAACUGAAACUAAGGAAAUUGUUAAAGAUAUUAGUGCUGAUGCCAACAAAAUUAUUGAAAAAACGGAAACUAAUGAAGUUAGAGAAUCUGAAAAUAAUACUAAAUCUGCAACAUCAAAUAUUGGUACUGAGCAAGAUGUGAUAAUGAAAACCGAUAAUAUUCCUGAGGAACAACACAGUGAAAUUAAUAAUGAAAAAACUGAAACCAAGGAAAUUGUUAAAGAUAUUAGUGCUGAUGCCAAUAAACUUAUUGAAAAAACGGAAACUAAUGAAGUUAGCAAAGAAAGUGAAACUAAAACCAACGAAGUUAGCGAAGAAAUUAAAACUGAAAUUAGUAAAGAAAGUGAAACUGUAAUCAAUCAAGUUAGUAAAGAAACAGAAACUAAAAUUAAUGAAGUUAGUAAAGAAACUGAGGAAAUUGUUAAUGAAACUGUAACUAAAGCUAGUGAUCAAGAAGCAGUUGAGGAAGAAAAAUUAUCUUUGAUAGAGAAAGAUGAGAAGUAUGUAAAUGAGAAAAAUUCAAAAGACGAGGCUGAAUCUAACGUUGAAGUAGAGUGUGAAGAUCAAGACGAUUAUUUAUUGUACUUAGAGGAUAUUUUACGGAGGAUUCAUACGGAAUAUUAUACCGAUCUUGAAAAUGAAAAAGAACGUAAAUCAUUAUGUGAUGUUAUACUCAAAGUACGAGCCAAAGUUUUGCAAGGUUUGAUUUUAACGUUUAGUGGCAUUAUACCAAUUCAUCAGAAACUUCAUCAGAGUCGGGCAUACAAAGUGGCUCAAGCUUUUGGUGCACAAGUCACUCAGGAUUUAACGGACGAAACAACGCAUUUGGUUGCUAUGAGGCUAGGAACACAAAAGGUGAACACAGCGAAAAAACGAGGGAAUAUCAAAGUUGUAAAUCCAGAUUGGCUUUGGACGUGUGCAGAACGUUGGGAACAUGUUGACGAAAGAUUAUAUACUCUUUCAUCAAAAAUGCGAGGAUCAAGAAUCCCACCAGCACAUUGUAGUAAUCCAGAACCAUCUCGUAAACGUUCAGAAAAAAAUUCUUUUGCCAAUACAAUAAAUCCUCUUUAUUUCGUCAGCGAAGAGGAAAUUAACGAUAUGGACAAAGAAGUCGAGGAAGAUAUGAAUGAUGUUGAACUUGAUUUUACGGCUGGUGAUCAAGACAAUCUCAAUGAAUUGUGCUUAAAAAGAGAUCAUGAAAGUUCCGAAUCUGAUUCGGCAGAAGAAUUUGCUCCUACUGUUGCCAAGCGUAAGAAGAAAAGUGAAGAGUCAAGUGAGUCUGAUGUAGAAAAUGUUAAUGAUAAGGAUGACAAUGAGGAAACGGAGAAUAGUCAGCAAGAUGAUAACGAUGAUGAUCAAGUGGUACGUCUCAGGAGAGGAGAACCUUUAUCCGGUGAUUUGGAUCUUGGUGAUAUUUCGGAGGAUUCCGUGGAAAUCGAUGACACUGAAGAUUUUGAAAUCGAACGACAAUGGAACGCAAUGAGUGAAGCUCUUGAGAGAGAUUAUGAAAGUUCCAAAUCUAAUUCGGCAGAAGAAUUUGCUCCUACUGAUGUAGAAAAUGUUAAUGAUCAGGAUGACAAUGAGGAUACGGAGAAUAGUCAGCAAGAUAAUGACGAUGAUGACGAUGAUGAUCCAGUGGUGCGUUUCAGGAGAGGAGAACCUUUACCCGAUGAUUUGGAUCUUGGUGAUAUUUCAGAGGAUUCCGUAGAAAUCGAUGACACUGAAGAUUUUGAAGACGAACGAGAAUGGAACGCAAUGGGUGAAGCUCUUGAGAGAGAAUUUUUGUCUGAUUAAAUUGGUAUAAAUAUAUAUCAUUUUAUCAUCUUGUCAGGUUUUGAAAUAUGUGAGAUUUGAGUGCUUUAAAGGAUACCAACAUACUGGUGAAUGUGAUCCCGGUUUUUAAAAUUACAUUAUUCUAUAAAUACAUAGUGUUUAUUAUUAUUUUUUUUAAUCGAUAUGAUCGUGGUCACAAUUCCAAAAAAAAAAAAACAAAAACAAAAAUGCCUGGGUCCUUCGAUUAUUAUAGUAAAAUAAACCAUUUUACAGACUGUA
Molecule: messenger RNA, 3310 nt
Organism: Leptopilina boulardi
Lineage: Eukaryota; Metazoa; Arthropoda; Insecta; Hymenoptera; Figitidae
Gene: Fcp1
Product: RNA polymerase II subunit A C-terminal domain phosphatase
Exons: 8
Coding region: 155-3052 (965 amino acids)
Cellular component (GO): nucleus
Molecular function (GO): RNA polymerase II CTD heptapeptide repeat phosphatase activity
Source: RefSeq, a predicted model, not a curated record